This is a messenger RNA of Copidosoma floridanum, 757 nucleotides long. Its product is annotated as 60S ribosome subunit biogenesis protein NIP7 homolog. Gene Ontology annotation, molecular function: RNA binding. The record is from RefSeq and is a predicted model, not a curated record. NCBI's taxonomy places the organism in Eukaryota, Metazoa, Arthropoda, Insecta, Hymenoptera, Encyrtidae. Gene Ontology annotation, biological process: ribosome assembly. Gene Ontology annotation, cellular component: nucleus.
UCAACCUCUGUUAGCACUCUCUCCACUCAUCUCUGCCUUAAGUUUCGGAGAGUUGCACUCGUACCAAUUUGUUAAUUUAAUUUACAGCAAUGAGGCGCUUGUCGGAAGAGAGGACGAAGCUUGUUUUUGCUAAGCUUACGAAAUACAUUGGAGAUAAUCUUCAACGGCUGAUUGACAGACCUGACAGCGUCUACUGUCUUCGUGAACAAAAAAACAGAGUCUACUACAUGUCAGAAAAGAUAUUAGUCCUAGCAGAAACUGUCUCAAUAGAUAGUUUAAUAAGUGCAGGCACGUGUAUUGGAAAGUUUACUAAGACUGGAAAGUUUUUGCUACAUAUUACUGCCUUGAAUUUGAUCGUUCCUUAUGCACAGAACAAAAUGUGGUUGAAAUCAACAGCUGAACAGCAAUUUUUGUAUGGAAACAAUAUUACUAAAGCUGGUUUGGGCAGAAUAACAGAGAAUGUGUCACAGUAUGAAGGAGUUGUAAUUUUUUCAUUUAAUGAUUUGCCACUGGGAUUUGGGGUUGCUUCAAAAAAUACUUUUGAUUGUAAAGCUGCUGAUCCCAUGGCAGUAGUUUGCUAUCAUCAAGCUGAUAUUGGAGAAUAUGUAAGAAGUGAAAACUCUCUUCUUUAGGUCAAUUAAUAUUCACACUAAGUUCAGAAAUAGGUUUUAAUUUUGUACAAUCUUUCAAGAUUUAUUACCAGUAAGUGAUUAAAAACAUCUUUUUCUUUAAUUAUUUGAGUAUUUUCAACGUUAGU